GUUACCACCUUAUCUUUCAGCUUAUUUCUCUAUUACUUUUCUAUUUUCGUAUCUUUCACCCCUUAUUUCUCUUUUUUGUUUUAGCGUUUCUCCCUUCUUCAAUUUCUUGAAUUCUAUAUGCUGUUUUUCCCUAACAGAAGUACUAUGUAACUCAUAGAAUGACAAAUUUGUGUUUUUUUAUGGCUACGUAUAUCAUGUAUAUUAUUUUUAAGCUUCUAGUAAAACUUAUUUUCCAACGUAACUCAGCCACAGAAUGUAUAAUAGCAUAGGCCUCUGACAAGUCUAAAAUUGAUUUUCCUGAAUGGUUACAAAAAUAUCAAAAGUAUACAUAAAGCUUAACUGAAAAGAACAAAAAUACUAGUCAUAGCAAUACAUGAAUUUGUAAACUCUGAAGGGUUAGAUGUUCCCAAUUAAUUAAGGGACAUUUUUAUGAUACCAUGAUUACUAUAGAGUAUGUUGCUAUCUAGAUGAAAAAAAUAAAUAAAAAUAGAGAAUAAAUUGCUUAUUUUCUUCUUACUACCUAUCACCAGAUGAAGCAGUCCUUAAUUAGAUCCCAGUUUGCUUGUACCUAUAAAGAUGACUUCAUGAUAAACAAGGAUAAAUGGGAUUAUGUUGAUUCAACAUCAAACUGUGUACGUGUUCUUCACAUGGAAAAUGACCUUUCUGAUGGUGUAAAUUCCUCUGUUGAAAGAUCAACAAUUGGAACAAGUUCUGGAAAUGUUCAUCUGGACAGAAGUAAAAAUAAAAAAGUAGCAAGAAAAUCAAGUAGUCAUACAGGAAAUAAAAGCUCAAAAAGGAAACAGGUGGAUUUGGAUGAUGAAAAUAUUCUGGGUGAUAAUGAAUGUGAAUCACUACCUCAACAUAAAAAUGCUACGAUACCUAAGACAUCAAACAAUUUGCAGAAUAAAUUGGAUGUCAAAGUAGCCAAAGUGACAAAAAGCAACAAGUGUUCUGCCAAGAACAAAUUGAUAACUGGCCAGACAAAGUUAACACAGUUUUUUAGACUAUGAAUUUGGCAUUUUAUGUGCUUUAGGUUUAUAUACAUAUUAUGUAUAUAUAAAUAAAACCAUUCACCAAAGAGACUUAGUUUUUAAGAGAUCAAAGUAUAAAUUAUGAUACUUUAUCAUUUUGGCCUGGAGUAUGUGUAAGGUUAGCAUGUUAGGCUUUGUUUAAAAAGAAAACUAGUAAGUCGUAUUUAUGCAGAAUAUUCACAAAGUUUAAUGCACAGGUAAAGCAUAUCAUUUAAGUUAAUGGCAUAUUUUAAUACUACUUCUUUUGAGAACAGACAUUUUAAAAUAAUACAAGUCAUAGUAACAUUAAGGGCUUUUUCCCCCACAGACAAUUAAAUGAUUUUGUUUUCUUCUGGAAAGAUGUAGUGGACCAGCAGGUAUCAGACUUGCCAACAUGGUCGAUAGACUCUUCCCAGCAUGCACCUGAGCACUGAUAAGAAAAAAGAGUUUAAAUUGUUUAAAGGAAUAUUAUUAUCAUACAUAUUUGCAAGAUAUAAAAGGAUGGCUUUAAUAUAAUUCUGAGUGAUUAAAGUUGCAAUAACUCAUUAAAUGCUUUUUAAUCCCACAUCUUUGGCAGGGGUCACUUAAUAUUAAAUGUAACUGAACCAUGGUCUUAUUUGAUUUUGUUAUGAUUGGAUCCAAAUUCAGUUAAACUCAGAGUUCUGUUUUAUGGUAUUAAGAUAGAAGAAUUAAAUUUUAAAAGACUACUCACUGUCAAAAUCUCUCCUUCCUAUGGGAAAUUUAGCUGAGUUUUCUUCAUCCCCAAUUUCUCUCUUUUCUUGUGUUGAUUCAAUAUUCUGAACUCCAUUUUCAGCUGGAAAAACUACAGAUCCUUUUAGUGCAGGGUAAGGUUUUAUAGCCAGAUUCAGUGGUAGACCAUGAUUUAAGAAAUUAUGUUUGGCACCUGCAUUCUGUAAAGAAAAGGUUGAUUUGUGUUUAACUGUCUUAUUGGGAAUGGAACUAUGAUACAAUUGUGUAAUACUUUCAUUGAUCAAUUCAAAAAUGCUCUGCGCUGUUUUUAUUCUAAAUAUACCUUAGAAUACAAUUUUGGGGGGAGACAAACCCAUUUGGAGAAAGAGAUGUUGUCCAGGAUGGAAAAAUAGCCUGUUAUAUAUGAAAUUUAAUCAUUUAAUUAUCCUAAUGUAUAUUGUGACUAUUUGCCCAUAUUCUGUGAAGUAUUAAUUUUACUUUUAAAACAUUCAUUAAAACCAUUUAAAUUUCCAUUGAAAUAAAGGACAAGUCACAAUGUCACUUACCUUUGAGUUUUUGUUCUCCUCAUCAUUCAUGAAGCUGGUCUCAUCAUUUCUAUAUUGUUCCAGGGAAGGAGCAAUGACUGAUUUUUCUGCAGCAUCUACCUUCUGAAAGGCUUUCCCCAGCCUAAAUGUAUUGAAUACCAUGUCAUCUUCUAAAUUUCUUAUGGACUUGGAUGCUGAAAGUAAAAUGCCUUGAGAAAGCAGAGAAAAAGUUAGUAUUAAUAUAUAGAAAG
Messenger RNA from Talpa occidentalis (Iberian mole), 2496 nucleotides. Its product is annotated as PCNA-interacting partner-like. Gene Ontology annotation, cellular component: chromatin. Gene Ontology annotation, biological process: negative regulation of double-strand break repair via homologous recombination. NCBI's taxonomy places the organism in Eukaryota, Metazoa, Chordata, Mammalia, Eulipotyphla, Talpidae. The record is from RefSeq and is a predicted model, not a curated record. The transcript is spliced from 2 exons. The coding region runs from base 531 to 1010 and encodes 159 amino acids.